Molecule: messenger RNA, 1347 nt
Organism: Neogale vison (American mink)
Lineage: Eukaryota; Metazoa; Chordata; Mammalia; Carnivora; Mustelidae
Gene: POPDC3
Product: popeye domain containing 3
Exons: 4
Coding region: 291-1166 (291 amino acids)
Cellular component (GO): sarcolemma
Molecular function (GO): cAMP binding
Source: RefSeq, a predicted model, not a curated record
GGAAACUUCUGUAGGCGCAAGGCCGGAGCUCUGCGCAGGGUCGGGGAACGAAAGGAAACUGUAAAAUAUCUGUGGACUAGAUCUGAAUCGGGAGCCCAGAUGAACUUAAAAGAAGCUAGCCUGGGAUUUUUAGUGUUUCAAGAUCUAAUCACUCCAACCCCAGGGUCCAGGCUGUCUCCGGUUUUAUAAGGACGUAGGGAAACUCUGAUGAUGGAAAAACAAAGGACUUAACUACUCGCUUCCGUAUCAUCUAAUGUCAGCUGAAGAGUGAACCAGACAGAAGGACAGCCAUGGAGAGAAACUCAAGUCUGUGGACGAACCUGAUAGAUGAGCACCCAGUCUGCAUCACCUGGAAACAGGAGGCCGAAGGAGCCAUUUAUCAUCUUGCCAGUAUUUUAUUCGUCGUAGGUUUCAUGGGCGGCAGUGGAUUCUUCGGGCUCCUUUACGUCUUCAGUUUGCUGGGCUUGGGUUUUCUCUGCUCUGCCGUCUGGGCUUGGGUCGAUGUCUGUGCGGCCGACAUAUAUUCCUGGAAUUUCGUCCUGUUCGUCAUCUGUUUCAUGCAGUUCGUUCACAUUGCGUAUCAAGUGCGCAGCAUAACUUUUUCCCGAGAAUUCCAGCUGUUGUACAGCUCCCUUUUCCAGCCUCUGGGGACCUCGUUGCCCGUCUUCAGAACAAUCGCUCUGAGCUCUGAAGUGGUGACUUUGGAAAAGGAACACUGUUACGCCAUGCAGGGAAAAACCUCCAUUGAUAAACUGUCCCUGCUUGUUUCGGGAAGGAUCAGAGUGACCGUUGAUGGCGAAUUUCUGCAUUACAUUUUCCCCUUCCAGUUCCUGGAUUCGCCUGAAUGGGACUCACUGAGACCCACAGAAGAAGGCAUCUUUCAGGUAACCCUCACAGCAGAAACUGAUUGUCGAUAUGUGUCUUGGAGGAGAAAGAAAUUGUAUUUGCUCUUCGCUCAGCAUCGUUACAUCUCUCGCCUGUUUUCAGUUUUAAUUGGCAGUGACAUUGCAGAUAAACUCUAUGCCUUGAAUGACAGAGUAUAUACAGGAAAAACAUACCACUACGAUAUUCGGUUACCCAACUUCUAUCAAAUGUCAAGUCCAAAAAUACGCAAAUCACCCCUGACAGAACAUUUCCGGAAUUCCAAACGGGGUUGUGACAAGUGAUAUCAGAGUCGGAAGUUUUAUAAUCAUAGAAAAGACCCUCUUCGUCAUUCCCCAAAUGAAAUACAGAAAAUUGCACUCACUAUUAUUUUUAUAAAUGAAACUCAGAGACAAGAUGCCACUGCCAGCUGUUUGACUCAUCUCAGCUUCUGCAUUGUGAAUAAAGUUUACAAAUUUCUCUGUA